AUGCAGAUCUUCGUCAAGACCCUAACCGGCAAGACCAUCACCCUCGAGGUUGAGUCUUCCGACACUAUCGACAAUGUCAAGUCCAAGAUUCAGGACAAGGAGGGCAUCCCCCCCGACCAGCAACGCUUGAUUUUCGCCGGCAAGCAGCUUGAGGACGGCCGCACUCUCUCUGAUUACAACAUUCAGAAGGAGUCCACUCUUCAUCUUGUUCUCCGCCUCCGUGGUGGUAUGCAAAUUUUCGUCAAGACCCUCACUGGCAAGACCAUCACUCUUGAGGUCGAGUCGUCCGAUACCAUCGACAAUGUUAAGUCGAAGAUCCAGGACAAGGAGGGUAUCCCUCCUGACCAGCAGCGCCUGAUUUUUGCUGGAAAGCAACUGGAAGACGGUCGAACCCUUGCCGACUACAACAUCCAGAAGGAAUCUACCCUUCAUCUCGUCCUCCGCCUCCGUGGUGGUAUGCAAAUCUUCGUCAAGACCCUUACUGGAAAGACCAUUACUCUGGAAGUCGAGUCAUCCGAUACCAUUGAUAAUGUGAAGAGCAAGAUCCAGGACAAGGAGGGUAUUCCCCCGGAUCAACAGCGACUCAUCUUUGCUGGCAAGCAACUUGAGGAUGGCCGAACUCUUUCCGACUACAACAUUCAGAAGGAAUCUACACUCCACCUGGUGCUCCGUCUUCGUGGUGGUAUGCAGAUUUUCGUGAAGACUCUCACUGGAAAGACCAUCACCCUUGAGGUUGAGUCUAGUGACACUAUCGACAACGUGAAGAGCAAGAUUCAGGAUAAGGAGGGCAUUCCCCCUGAUCAGCAGCGUCUUAUCUUCGCUGGUAAGCAGUUGGAAGAUGGUCGCACCCUGAGCGACUAUAACAUCCAGAAGGAAUCAACUCUCCACCUCGUUCUCCGACUUCGCGGUGGCCAGUAA
This is a messenger RNA of Fusarium proliferatum ET1, 918 nucleotides long. RefSeq names its product ubiquitin and ubiquitin-like proteins. Gene Ontology annotation, cellular component: cytoplasm; nucleus. The coding region runs from base 1 to 918 and encodes 305 amino acids. The record is from RefSeq and is a predicted model, not a curated record. Gene Ontology annotation, molecular function: protein tag activity; ubiquitin protein ligase binding. Gene Ontology annotation, biological process: protein ubiquitination; modification-dependent protein catabolic process. The transcript has 2 exons. NCBI's taxonomy places the organism in Eukaryota, Fungi, Ascomycota, Sordariomycetes, Hypocreales, Nectriaceae.